This is a messenger RNA of Budorcas taxicolor (takin), 1350 nucleotides long. RefSeq names its product GTPase IMAP family member 8-like. The record is from RefSeq and is a predicted model, not a curated record. Gene Ontology annotation, molecular function: GTP binding. The coding region runs from base 1 to 1350 and encodes 449 amino acids. The transcript has 6 exons. NCBI's taxonomy places the organism in Eukaryota, Metazoa, Chordata, Mammalia, Artiodactyla, Bovidae. Gene Ontology annotation, cellular component: endoplasmic reticulum.
AUGGAAGUGAGGCUUCUCCUCUUAGGGAAGCGGGGUGCAGGGAAAAGUGCCACAGGAAACAGCAUUCUGGGCAAAGCCGUGUUCGAGUCCAGGUUCAGUGAGCAGCCGGUGACUAGAAGCUGCCAGAGAGGGAGUGGGGUCACGCAGGGGAGGGAGGUUGUGGUCAUCGACACCCCCGACCUUUUCUCUUCGGAUAACAUUAAGCGCUGCUUGGAGCUCUCAGCUCCCAGCCUCCAAGCCCUGCUUCUGGUAAUUCCCCUUGGCAACUAUACGGUGGAGGACAGACAAACAGCCGAGCACAUUCAGAAUGUGUUUGAUGAGAAAGCCGGGAGGCACACCAUUAUCAUCUUCACUCGGAAGGACGAGGAGGGCUCGCUGGAGGACUACAUUAAAAACAACACAUCUAUUUGGGACUUGGUUCAGCGCUCUAGUGGUCAAUACUGCGCUUUCAACAACAAGGCAAGUAAGGAUGAGCAGGACGCCCAGGUGAAGGAGCUCCUCUGCAAGGUCGAGGAUUUGGUGAAAAACAAAGGACCAUACGCAGUGAACUUAAGGGAUGAAGACAGUAGAUUCCAGGCUACAGUCCAUGAGGUCACGGAAAUGGAUUCUGUGAAUGAAGACACAUUUCAGAGGAAGGACUAUCCACAUGAGCCCCUGCGCAUUAUCCUCGUGGGGAAGAGCGGGACUGGGAAGAGUGCCACUGGGAACACCAUCCUCGGGAGCCCGGAGUUCCACUCUCAGCUGAAAGCACAGCCGGUCACCACGAGCUGCCACGUCGGCAGGAGGACAUGGAACGGGCAGGAUGUUGUGGUUGUGGACACUCCAUCACUCUGUCAGGAGUCCAGAGCUGAAGGGGACCUAUCCAAGCUCGAGAAGGCAGUCGACGACUGUAGGUCCUACUAUAAAGAAGGGAGUACAGUUCUGGUUGUGGUGUUACAGCUGGGACGGAUCACUACAGAGGACAGAAAUGCAGUGGUGGACCUAGAGCGCAUCUUUGGAGCAGAAGUUAUGAAAUACACGAUCGUGCUGUUCACCUGGAAGGAAGAGCUAGAGACUGGGAACCUUGAUGAUUAUGUCAAUAACACAGAUAACAAGCAUCUUAAGAGCAUAAUUAAAAAAUGUGAGGGGAGAUAUUGUGCUUUUAAUAACAAAGAAACUGGCCAAGCCAGGGAAUACCAGGCAGAAAAGCUUUUGACAAUGGCCAGUAAAGUGAUAAAUUGCAGGGGACAGAAUAAAAAUUGCCAUAAAUUGGAUGUAAGCAAAAAUAAGAAAAAUACUCAGGGAAAGUUCUCCAAAUUACUAACUACCCUUCAAGAUAAGAUCCUGAGAAAAAAGAACAAAGUUGUAUGA